CUCCUCCACCAGCCCUCCUCCACCCCCCUCUCCUCCUCUUAGCAUCUGAAAAGACCACUGAGUGAGAAUCGAUGGCGCAGAGGCCCGCUUGACAGGACAAUAAACCACAAAGAAGGGCCUCUCCACCGUGACGACGCAGCGAUGCCCCAUCAUCACAGGGAGUUGGACCCCUCUCCGUCUCCGUCUCCGUCUCCGUCCCGCCGCCUGGGCCCGGCCUCCCUCCGCCCGCAGACACCGACGCCCGGCCACGACUUCCCAUGAGGCCACCACCAGAACUCAGCUCGACCCGCUCUGUAUGGGGCCUCUCACAUAUGAAUUGACAUGGAGGAUGAAGAUGGGACUUGUCUACUUGAUGUUUUGUGUGACCCCCAAGCCCUGAACGACUUCCUUCAUGGGACCAAUGAGCUGCAGACUGAAGACCUGCUCAUUAGCUCCUCCUCUGGGGAGCCCUCCCUCUUCACAGAUGCCCCGAGCCCCGUCUCUCUGCUGGGAGAUGGCGUGGAUUCCCCGGACACGCCUCAAGCCGGGUGUGUGGAUCUAUCCUUCCUGGAGGAGGCUCUCCUGUCAUCGCCGGAGGGUGGAGAAGACCCACAGGGGGUGCAGGGUGGGCAACCCGCGGAGGGCGGAUGCGAGGCGAAGAAGGGAGACGUGCCGGAGGCGGAGGAGGCGGAGGUGGCGUGUGACAUCCUCCAGCAGAGCCUGCAGGAGGCGGAGAUCACGGAGCAGACCAUGGCUCUGGAGGCGGGUCUGUCCCAAACCGGGGACAGCCUGUCCCUGUACUCGCCGGCUCCUCUCCUCUCUCCUCCCAUCGUACCAUUCGUGCACAAGUCUGUGACCUUGCCCGUCACCGCGGCGUUGCCCAGAGACACCCAGGCGGCGGUGGAGCCUCCCCAGCCCUCGCUCCUGGCUGUCGGGCCUGGCUGCCCAUCUCUAAAACCCGCCGCCCCACCUCAGCUGAUGGGGCUCCUGCCUGGAAAUGUGUUCCCUGCUCCCUCUCCGGAGACCUCCUUCUCUCUGAGUCCUGCCCAGGGCUCCAGUAUGAUCAUCCACAAUGCUGUUCCCAGUGUGACCGGCCAUUCUCUCAUCAGCCCGACCCUGAGAGCAACAGCGGCCGCGCAAGGAAUCGUGCUGCAGAGGGCCCCCCUGCACAUCCAACCCAAGCUCCCCAUCAGCAUUCAGCCCAGGCUGGUUCAAAUUAGCCCCAAGCCUUCUGGGCAGAAGCCCACUCCAGCUCUUACCUUCGUCCCUGGGACCGCCUCACCGAAUAUUUUACUGUCCCAACCACCAGGCCAAAAGCCUACAGCUCCACCGCCGCAGCCCAACCAGCAGCUCCACAAGUCAGUCAGCCUGCAGUUAGUCAACCAGGGCGGCUCCUUUGUGCUCCAGCCUCAGGGACUCUUCCACGGCCAAAACCAGUUCCUUCUUCCAGGCCAGUCCCCGGUCACAAUCUCCCAGUCUGCCAGCGCAGCCCGAUCGCUGCUGACUCCCACUCACCAAGGCCCAUCGGUCCACGGCAUGACGCAGUCCGCCGGGCAGCUCGUAGACGGCUCUCAGAUCCUAACGGUGCCCCAAAGACAGCUGAACUUCAGCCCCGUCUUCACCACCCCCACAGGGCAGCUAGCGCUCCGCCAGGCCACCGUGCUUUCAGGACCCUUGCAUCUACAGUCAGCGCCCCCUACUGUCUUCCAGAUGCAAGCACAGCUGGCGGGAACCUACACCCCAGGACGACAGGGGCAGCGCGCCACCCUGGUCCACAGUCCCGCUCUCAGAAACCACAUCACCCUGAUCAACAGUUCAGGGGUGCUUCCCUCGGAUCUCACUUCCAUCUCAAUCGUCAACGGCCCCUCGGUGGUUCAGGGGCUCCCCUUUGCCGCCCAGGCCCCGGCUCCCGCGGUCGGAGUGACGGAGGGUCAGCUGAGCCUCCAGCAGGCGUCUGUGGUGCUGCUGCCGGAGAGAGCUGUUCAAGAGGAGAGGAGCAGUUCCGAAGAAGCGUUCCACCAAAUACCGCAGUCCUACGGUCACGUUCUCCAGCACGUCUCGGUGCAGCCCGCCCCCGCGGGGCUGCAGGCCCCCUCUCCCCCUGUGGUCACACUCCUGCAGCCUCCUCCUGAGCAGCCGCCUCCGGCCCCGCCUCCAGCCGCAGAGAUGCCCAAACUUCUGAUGCCCCCAGCCGACAUGACCCAGGUGGUGGAAGAGGUGGCCCGCUCCAUGGGUCAGAACCAGGCCUUUAUGCAACGUCUGCAACAGCAAGCACUUAGCUCUCCCAUCGCAUCCGACUUGCUGGCUGGAGCGCUGCCGGUGGUGCCGAUGGAGUCGCUCGCCUCACCCGAGGCCGACGAGAGAGAGACCCAACGCCAGACCCACGCAGACCCCGGUCAGGACGCCCACACGGCGACGUCUGACCAGUGUGUCGAGGCUUCUCCGCUUCACUCGGACCCCGAGGACACGCCGCUGCCCUGCUCCUCCCCUCCGGUCCAGGACACGGAGAGAACAGCUCCGGCAGCCUUCUCCCCACCGGCUGGACCUCAUGAGAUUACUCUGCCUGGACCCGAGAGUUCAGUCCCCCAGACCGCAGCUCCGAAGCUCCUCGUCGAGCCCCCAGCCCAGUACCAGGUCCCUCCUCAGCUCCAGGUCUCACAGGCCUUAUUUGGCCAGAUCCAGUCGUCUGCUUCCCAGCCUCUGCCCCAGGUCCAGGUCCAGGUCAAGGUCCAGGUCCAGGUCCAGGUCCAGCCGUCCGUUUCCCAGCCUCAGUCCUCGACCCGUCAGUCCUCCCCUGCGCUCGUCAGCGUCUCGGUGCCUCAGCAGCAGCCUGGUCCCACGGCUGCUGGUCUCUCCCAAGGAGGAGACAAGUCCGCUGUCCAACAGCACACACAAAACAAGCCAACAGCUGCCUUGGCCGUGGAGAGUAAAGCGCUUACUCCCGACGUCCAUCCACGCUCUCCUGCAGCCCCGGGAGUCCAGGUCCACGGGCCCCCGCCUCCCAGGGAAUGUGCCCCCGUCCAGACGACCCAGCUGACCGGCACCAAGCUGGCAGGUUCCCCGGAGCAGCAGACGGACGAGCGGCUCACACCAGCAAUGCGAAGGCACAGGUUCCAGCAGCAGCUUUGUUCGGACCACGGAGCAGUCCAGCACCCGUUCACCGGCCCGGCCUUUUCCACGCUGACGGACGCCGUCCGGCACCUGCUGCCGUACCACACGUGCGCCGGUCCCCUGCCGACUCCGACCGACUUCAGCUUAGUGGACCAGGAGUUUGACAGCGUGUCCGGUUUCCUGCUGAAACGCACCAAGGACAUGGUGAACAAAUACAGGCAGCUACUGGUCCGAGAAGCUCAGCAGGCGAGUCCGUCAGCGGAGAUGGUGAUGCUGGAGCGUCUCUUCCUCCAGGCCGAGCGAUACGCUCUAGCGGAGGACAGGCGGCGAGCCCGCAGAGACCCAGAGUCGUUCAUGAUGGCCUUGACCACAUCGGCGUCUUCCCCUCGUGAAGCCCACCCCUCUGGCCCCUCACGCCUCGACUCCUCCGGCAGCCCCUCCUCCUCCUCCUCUCCACCAGCUUGGUCCAGGGUGUCCGACCGGCCCCCGGGACUGAAGACGUACCGCUCCAGCUCCCGCGGCGCCCUCAGGCUCACCAUCAAGCAGGAGUCCGGCUCCCGCAAGGUGGUCCACAACUCGGCCUGCGACCCCGGACUCAAGAGGGACCACACGGGGCAGCUGACCAACGGCGGCGGAGCCGCGGGCGAGCGCCACCCUCAGGCACCGAACGGAGCGACCCGGCGCCCUCAGCGUGAUGAGGAAGCCUCCAACGGAGCUCCGCAGGGUGACGCCGCCGGCGAAGUCCCACAGACCACAGCACCCAGCGCCACAAUAAAAUCCCCAAGUCCUCUUUCUAUGCCAGAGCCCCCGGCCGCUGCGUGCUUCGAGUUGCCUCCCAGAGAUGUCAGUGCCCCAAAGCUGAAAUGUUACCGGCCGGAUGCGUCGCCCCGGCCGGAGCCGCGACCGAGUCCGCCGCCCGCGCCCCUCCAAGAGGACAACAUGCUCAGCGAACAUCUACAGAGUGCCAUCGACAGCAUCCUGGAGCUGCAGCGCCUGCAGGGCCCCUCGGCAGCCGCGACCAGGGCCACGUCAGGCCCGUCGCUGGAGCAGGCUGUCACCAGCAUCCUGGAGGGACACCUGUGAGGUAACGUGCCCUGACAGACGUCUGAGGGGAGGUGCCCUCGACUUCCCGUCUGUGCCCGGAACUAAAAGAGAGUUUUUGUUCCUGGGUUUCAGAUUUUAACUUUUAA
Messenger RNA from Scophthalmus maximus (turbot), 4280 nucleotides. Its product is annotated as BRD4-interacting chromatin-remodeling complex-associated protein. Bases 322 to 4173 code for a protein of 1283 amino acids. Gene Ontology annotation, biological process: positive regulation of DNA-templated transcription. The record is from RefSeq and is a predicted model, not a curated record. NCBI's taxonomy places the organism in Eukaryota, Metazoa, Chordata, Actinopteri, Pleuronectiformes, Scophthalmidae. Gene Ontology annotation, cellular component: SWI/SNF complex. The transcript has 14 exons.